UCGCUCCUGUAUCUCCUUCCCAAUGGCAACAGCAAAAAGAAAGCAUGACCUGGAUAGUGGGGGUCCUUGAUAAUGGGUGCUAUUUUCAUGUGACACUGCUCUUUGCAGAUGUGUUCAAUGGUGAGGAGGACUUAUCCUGUGUAGACUGGGCUACCACUUUUUGUAGUUUUUUAUACCAGGCUUUGUUGUAACCAGUCAAGAUGCUCUUCACUGUGCAUUUAUAGAAGUUUGUCAAAUGCUUUAGAUGACAUGCCAAAUCUGCACAAACCUCUGAGAAAGUAGAGGUACUGUCAUGACUUCUUUGUAAUGACACUUGCGUGCUGGUCCUAGGACAAAUCCUCUGAAAUGAUAAUGCCAAGGAAUUUAAAGUUAGUGACAUUCUCUACCUCUGAUCCCAUAAUAAGGACUGGCUCAUGGAUCUUCAGAAUUUUCCUCCCUAGAGUUGAUAAUGAGCUCUUUGGUUUUUGAUGAUGUUGAGGCACCAUUCAACCAGAUUUCCAGUUUCCCUUCCAUAUGCUGAUUGGUCACCAUCUCUAAUUCAGCCUACACAGUGGUACCAUCAGCAAACUUAAAUAUGGCAUUGGAGCUGUACUUGGCCUCACAGUCAUAAGGGUAAAGAGAGUAGAGCAGAGGUAGUGGUAUGAGCUAGUAAUCUUGUAUCACAAGAAUCUGCAAAAAUCACAAAUCAAACAGCAUUGUUAAAGGAAGAAUUUCAGUAGAGCAAUAGAGAAAAUAUAUUUGUCAUCUGUACAUACUAAUUUAAAACAUACUCUUAAAGUUCAGUUCUUUCCUUCAUUUUGCUUCUGCAAUUGACAAUACCAAGUCAUUUAUUUUACACUAAAUUUGCAUUCCUAAAUAAGUGGGGGAGGCAGAUUCCAUUUUGUCUCCUUGAUGCAACAAUCUAUGUUGUAUGAUAAUGUUUCCAUCACUUUUUAUCAGAACGUUUAUGGAAUUAGACACUGAACUGCGAAAUCAGAAGCCCUGGAUAAACAACGAAAUUUGGAAUCCAUCAAAAAUGCUGAGUAGAUGCUCCAGCUUAACCUCCUCCAGAAGUCCCCAGCAUCCCAGGUGUUAAUAUGCAGCCCAUCUGAUUCUAUCCACAUGGUAUCAAGAAACAGCUGAAAGCACUGGAUACUGCAAAGGUUAUCGGUCCAGACUUGUACUCCAGAACUUGCUGCACUACUAGCCAAGCUGUUCCAGUAUAGCUACAACACCGGCAUCUACUCAGCAAUGUGGAAAAUUGUCCACAUACGUCCUGUACACAAGACACAGGAUGUCCAAACCAGCCAGUUACUGCCCCGUCAGCUAAGUAAUGGAAGGGGUCAUCAACAGUGUUACCAUGCAGCACCUACUUGGCAAUAACCUAAUUACAGAUGCCCAGUUUGGGUUCCAUCAAGGCCACUCAGCUCCUGAUCUCAUCACCUCCUUGGUCCAAACAUGGACCAGUGAGCUAAAUACCAGAGGUGAGGUGAGAGUGAUAGCCCUCGACAUCAAGCAGCAUUUGACCGCGUAUGGCAUCAAGGUGCCUGACACAAAGGAAGAUGGUUGUGGUGGUUGAAGGUCAGUCAUCUCAUCCUCAGGACAUCACUGCAGGAGUUCCUCAGGGAAGUGUCCUCUGACCAACAUUUUCAGCUGCUUCAUCUAUCACCUUCCUUCUGUCAUAAGUCAGAAGUGAGAAUGUUUGCAGAUGGCUGCUCAAUGUUCUGCACCAUUUGUGACUCGUCAAAUAGUGAAGCAGUUUAUACCCAAAUGCAGCAAAGCCUGGAUGAUAUCCCAGCUUGGGCUGACAAAUGGCAAGUAACAUUUGAGCCAUGCAAGUGCUAGGCAAUGACCAUCUCCAGUAAGAGAGGCUCUAUCCAUCAUCCAUCAUCAGUGGCAUCACCAUCACUGAAUUCCCUGCUACCAACAUCCUGGGUGUUACCACUGACAGGAAACUGAACAGGUCUAGCCAUAUAAGCACUGUGGCUACCAGAGCAGGUCAAAGGCUAGGAAUCCUGCAGGGGUGUAAUGGAAUACUCACCACUCACUAGAUGAGUACAGCUCCGUCAACACCCAAGAAGCUUGACACCUUCCAGUACAAACCAACCCAUUCAAUUGGUACCCCUUCCACCAUCGAUGAACUGUUGCAGCAGUGUAUACUAUCUACAAGAUGCACUGCAACAACACACCAAAGUUCCUAAGACAACGCCUUCCAGUCUCACGACCACUAUCAUCUAGAAGAGCGAGAACAGCAGAUACCUGGGAACACCACCACUUGGAAAUCCCCCUCCAAGUCAUUCACCAUCCUGACUUGGAAACCCAGAUAAGUGUGAAGUGGUUCAUUUUGGUAGGUUCAAUUUGAAGGCAGAAUAUAAUAUAAUUGGUAGGACUCUUGGCAGUGUGGAGGUUCUGAGAGAUUUUGGGGUACGUGCCGAUAGGACACUCAAAGCUGCUGCGCAGUUUGACAGUGUUGUCGAGAAGGCGUAUGAUUUUUUGGCAUUCGUCAACCACAGGACUAAGUUCAAGAUCCGUGAGGUAAUGUUACAGCUAUAUAAGACCUUGGUCAGACCCCUCUUGGAACUGUGUUAGUUCUGGUCACCUCGCUACAGGAAGGAUGUGGAUGCUGUAGAGAGAGUACAGAGGAAAUUUACAAGGAUGUUGCCUGAUUUGAAGGGCAUACCUUAUGAGAAUGGGUUGAGUGUACUUGGCCCUUUCUCCUUGGAGUGACAGGGGAUGAGAGGUGACCUGAUAGAGGUGUUUAAGAUGAUAAGGGUUCAGAUGACAAGGAUCAUGUGGGACAGCCAGAGGCUCUUUCCCCAGGACUGAAAUGGCUACACGAGGGGGCAUAGUUUUAAGGUGCUUGGAAAUUGGUAUCAAGGGGAUUUCAGAAGUUAAGUUUUUCACACAGAGAGUGGUGGGUGUGUGGAAUGCAGUGCCGGCAGUGGUAGUCGAAGCGGAUACAAUAGGUCUUUUAAGAGCCUCUUGGAUAUGUACAUAGAGCUUAAAAAAAUAGAGGGCAAUGCUUUGGGGAAAUUCUAGGCAGUUUCUAGAGUAGGUUACGUUGUUGGCACAACAUUGUGGGCCGAAAGGCCUGUAAUGUGCUCUAAAUUUCUAUGUUCUGUGUUCAGUACAUCACGAGUAAAACCUUAAAACACCCACAAAGCAGCAUCCAUCAUCAAAGAACCUCACCACCCAGGCCAUGCUCUUUUCUUGCUGCUGCCAUCAGGUAGCAGGUACGGGUGCCUUAGGACUCGCUCCACCAGGUUCAACCUUCAGGCUCUUGAACAAAAGGGGAUAGCUACACUCAUUUAAGGUCUCUUAUAUUAUGCUAAUCAUUUAUUGCUAUUAUGUAUGCAUUUGCAGUUUGUUUACAGUUUACAGUUCCUGAUGCUUACAGUUUACAGAUCUUGUUUGCAGUUACUGUUCUGUAGAUUUGCUAAGUAAGCCCACAGAAAAGAAAUCUCAGAGUUUUAUGUGGUGACAUAUAAGUACUCUGAUAAUAAAUUUUACUUUAACUUUAAUUAGAGUAGUUCAUCAAAAAUUUCAUCAAAGAAAUAAGUUUGAUAGGCAAAGGAGAAGAAAUGGACAGAAAGGUGAGUAAUGAUCUGGGUAGGAAAUUCUGCAUUUUUCUGCCUUGGCAGUUGAAAUUGUGGUUGCAAUUAAUACCUGGAUUCCAGGUCAGAAUUGGAGGCAAGAAGGGAUAUCAGAGAAUUGUGUGUUUAGUAAAACUACAAAAAUUGGAAGAAGCAACACCUUGGGAAAGUUUGGAAAAAAGUUUGAAAACUUCUAAAGUUGAUGCCCAGCCUAACAGAGCAAGUGAUGGUACAAAAGGUAAGUACUGCAGAUGCUGGAAAAUAGAAAUAACAAUAGGAUAAGUUUUGCCUAUUAAAGGAAAGUUGUAAUACUGUGAAAACAAAUUGUUAAUAAUGAUUGUUGUUCUGAGUUAAAUUUCUUAAUUUUCUAUAGUUACAAUUUGGUAUUCUAAAUGUAUUAUUUGUUUAUCUAAGAGAAGAGUGAAGGCUCCUUUGUGUGCGACUUGGAUUAGUUCACCAGGGGCGUUUCAUCAUGGGAAGAUCUUAUAUCAUUGGCGAAUACAGUGAGAAGUAUCUUAAAAAGCUGAAGGCAGAAGAACGAUAUGGGACCACUGGCAUUUUGCUAGGGCAGAUUACCCCAGCAAAAACAUAUAUAAUAUUUGCUGCUCGAACCCCAGUUAAAGAUCAAGAGCUUCCACCAGAAAAUCCAAAUGAGAUGAAUGCAAGUGACAUAGAGUGGGUAUCUGAGCAUGCUCGUCAGGUUGCCAGGAUGUUACCAGGUGGAAUAUUGGUACUUGGGGUAUUUCUUAUCAGACCACCAAAAAUGACAAAAGAAGCAGCUCAGGAUAUUUUUCAGAAAUUAACAAAGGCUGUUGAGACUGCUGUUGCAAAGGAAAGGCUCUGGAAUUUUUCAGAAGAGGAACCACCUGAACGAAUUGUUCUCCAAAUCUAUGCUGAUUCGAAAAAAAUGAAGCUACGAGCUUAUGAUACAAACAAUCCACAGGCUCCUGCUAAAUUGCUAGACUGUAAAUCUAGCAACCUCACAUCAGCCUGGCAACUUGUGGAAUCUACCAUCAACAUCGACAUUCAUAUUCCAAUAGUAGGAACAGCAGAGAAUCAGUUAGAGAAGGGUUCUUUGAAAGGUCUCAGUGCUUGGGCAAGAAACAUGAUGCAGUGCAAAUACCUGGUUAAUGGAGUUUACAAAGACCCAGAAAGCAUAAUUGGCGAAGGAUUGAAAAAGAACACACCAGUGGAAGUUCAGUUCCUGUCAGCUCCUGCUCCUACCUCUCCAGAAGAUACAUCAGCUAUUAUAGGAAGCUGUGGUAGCUCUCUUUCUGUGAAGGGUACUGUGCACUGUAGAGCUUAUCUUCAUGGCAGUAAAACAAAAGUGCAAGAUGCCAUCCUGUCACUAAAAAGAGAUGUACUGAACACUGUGUUUGUUCGCUGUGAAAUGGUAUUUGAGGAUCAAAUUUUAAACAGAAAUGCUGACGCUGGUGAUUCUGCGAACAUCAAAGCUCCACAUAGGGUGUUUGCCUCAGUUCUACCUUCUGGUGUUGCUUUUUGUGAUUAUGGCUUUUCAAAUGAGGGAAGUAAGGACCUGGAAGAUCGUUUUAAAGAGUUGUUGGAUUAUGAUCUGCACCCAGCACAACUGGAUAGGACAGAAGAAGUCAUGUUGGAAGAGAUGGGGGUCGAACCUGACCAAGAUCACAAGCAAACAGUUGUCAAAGAAGAAGAAGAGGAAACUACAGAUGGUGGCUUUAAAUUCAAGGGUGUCGCAACAGCAGUAGGUGUAGGAGUCCUCGCAGUAGCAGUCUCUGUUUUGUAUUACUUCAUUGCUGAAUCAACUUGAGCCACGAUUAACAGUAUUGAUCUCCAUUUUCAAGGAACUUAUAAGAUCCAGUUCCCGAACUUUUUUUGAGUGAAACUGUAUUCUCAGCACCAUUUGAAUAAACACUUAACAGCAAGAUUUUGUUGCCAUUUGUAGUCUGGUAGUAUCACUUUUUUAUUGAUCAGUAUGGACUACAAUGUAAUACUUGAUAUCUUGUAUUUAUAAAAAUUGUAACCAACUUUA
Hypanus sabinus (Atlantic stingray) is the source of this 5583-nucleotide messenger RNA. It is a transcript of the gene odr4, whose product is annotated as odr-4 GPCR localization factor homolog. The record is from RefSeq and is a predicted model, not a curated record. Gene Ontology annotation, biological process: intracellular protein localization. NCBI's taxonomy places the organism in Eukaryota, Metazoa, Chordata, Chondrichthyes, Myliobatiformes, Dasyatidae. Gene Ontology annotation, cellular component: endomembrane system. The coding region runs from base 4045 to 5361 and encodes 438 amino acids. The transcript has 15 exons.